Molecule: messenger RNA, 2674 nt
Organism: Moneuplotes crassus
Lineage: Eukaryota; Ciliophora; Spirotrichea; Euplotida; Euplotidae
Source: the annotation of a GenBank genome assembly
AAUGAUGAAAUAAUGAUAAAGCUGAGUUUUAAUGGCAAAAGCAAGUUCUGUGAUGAAACACCCUGUGAUCUCAGAAAUUUAGCUCAGAAAGCCCAUGAGUCCUUCAACAUCACUCAUCAUGAUUUGAGGUUCUCGUAUAAAGACUGAAAUGAAGAGAGAAUCGAGAUUGAGCAUCAAAGAGACCUUAAAUCUGCAUAUAAAUUUACCAAAUUAUGUAAAGUCCCCGUUCUAAAUAUUUUAAUUGAAAGUGGUCACACAAACAUAAAGAAGGAAGAUACAACUCCAGUGCCGCUAUCUGAGAUAAACUCAAAUCAGCUUGCAGCUAGAAGGAGUGAUGAAUUGCAAACUCCUCAAAAACUCCCAAUUUCUGAACUAAAAUCUGAAACUCCCCAGCUACCGAAAAUUAAUGAAAAACCGUUGAUUGAGUUUGAAGGAUUCAUAUACAAAUUAUCUGGGAAAUCAAACGAUACAGUCUAUUACAAAUGUGAGGACUCCAAGACUCUCAAAUGUAGAGGAAUGCUCAAAGUUACCACCCAAAAUUCCCAAGAGAAGAUGUCGCUGUGCAAGCCCCACUCAGUCGAUAUUAAGGAGCAUUCCUUCUUCCAAAAAUGAUUCGAGGAUGAGAACCAAGCGAGAAAAGACAAAAAACGAUUGAAAAAGUUGGAAAAACAAAAGAAAAUAAAAGAAGAACGGCUAAAAGAAGAGCUAGUCUUAGCUGAAACUCUGAACCAGAUGAGGAAGGAUGGAGAGCCAGUUGAUGACGAUGGCAAUUUGUUCAAAGCUCCACAGAAAAAGGAUCUAAUCAACCAGAUCACUGCCUUUCAGGAGACAGAAGACCAUUGAGAUGAAGAUACCUGACUUAUCGAUAUCCAAAUGAUCAUUGAUGAGUGUUAUAAGGAAGAUCCGAGCUCUAAUAGAGUUCAAGUGCUUGCUAAUAUCGCCCAAAUACCAAAAAUGGUCCCAAUUUUGAACAAAAAGAUGGUUCUUAUAGAGAAAUUUCUUGAUGAAGCAGAGCGAAAAGGCAAAGAUAGAGUAAAGAGGACAAUGAACAGACCAUUUUUGGCUGCCCAAGUUUGUCCAAGCAUCUUAGAUGCUCAAAAAUCAAAGAAAGAGAUAGUUAAUCCUUAUUAUAAGAAGCAUAAAUUAAAGGCAAAUAUAAUGGUUCCAGUAAUUCCAAGGUCUACAAUAGCUCGUUCAAGCCCCCACAUGGAUUUAUCUAACAUUAAAUCAUACUCAGGGACCGUAUUUGGGAGAGCAUAUCAUGAGAUUCCAAUCAAAGGCCACAUGAGGAAAUUCAUGUUCCUUGUAUCUGAUUUUGAAGUCAAAAUGCUCAGGACAAAUCUUAGUGAGAAAUCGCAAAAAAAUGAUGAUAGAUAUAACCUGAAAAUUCGAUCCCUCCAUAUGAGAGUUUUCAACACUUGUAAAUCUCCUUUACUUUGACAAAAAAUGAAGUUUCUUCAUGCCGAUAGGCCAUAUCCUUAUAGAAAAACCUGAUGCAGAAAGUUUCUACAUCUGCUUUGAUUGGUUCAAGAAUGACUUCGGACAAAAUUUUAAGCCAGAGAUAAUAGGAAUUGACACUAAUAUGGAGCUCUCGACUGCUGUUCAAGCUGCAUUCCCAUCAGCAUUUAUAUUCACAACCCACCUAGACUUCACCAGACAACUGUGGAAAAUGAUUUUUGACCAUGACAUGGUAAUCGACCACCAAAUAACUCCUGAGGUUUCCCACCUAGUAUGCUGAAUUCAAGCUAUUUCAUUUUUGCCACCAUUUAAGGCAAAGGCUCAAAUAGAAAACCUCAAAUCUCAUUUUUCAAGCAAAAUCCCUGAAGAGCUUAUGCCAGCUUUUCAAAAAUUCAUAGAAAAUUUUACCAAUUUAUACGGCAAUUCGUUCACUAAUGUUGAAAGCUGGAACCAGAGCAUUCUGUACCUUAAGCAUCGGGACUUGUUAAUAAGUAUCUUUAAAAGUAAGGAAAUUUGCAUGAAUGAAGUCAUCAAAGCAACAAAUUGGACCAAGAACAAAGGAAGAAACGUUCUUUUAAUGAUAGAAACCGCCAGAAGGAUAGAGAGAGGUCUCAAAAGUAAGCAUUCCAGGAUCCAAGCCCCUGAGGGUAAGUUUGACCCAAUCCUUCCUUUCACUAAAAUAUUUGAAAAGAUCAUUAAACUCAAUAUCAAGGAUUUUGUUGAUUCCAAAAUAACUCCACCCAAAGAUACACUUGCUGACUGGAGUAAGGUAAAAUAUCUCCGCAUCACAGACCCACCAGUUAUCAAAGAUAAGUUAGGGCAUAAUAUGAAGAUGACGGAUUGAUUCCAAACGAGGAAGAACAAACUCCGGCUUAGAAAACUUAAACGGAAACAAAAAUACCCUCCAAAAAGGUCAAAUAUUCCUGAACUAACUUUCAACUCAGAAGUUGUUCAGAAUGAUUUCACAACUCCUGCAGGGCAAUGAGUUGCAACCAUUGAUAACUCUGUAAACCAAGUUGUGGAGCGGGAGACUGACUACAUUGCAGAGAGGCAGGGCCUCACCUCUCACGACAUAUAUUCAGAAGAUAGCGAUGAAUUAAGAGAAGAGCAUCACCGAAAUAUGGCACUUCAAACCUUAGCUCAACGAAUGCUUGGAAAGUCUAAAUAAAUAGAAUAUUUAUAAUCUUUAAGAAACACAUGAUUAUAAUAAAUAUUU